Sabethes cyaneus is the source of this 880-nucleotide messenger RNA. RefSeq lists its product as uncharacterized. The transcript has a single exon. Gene Ontology annotation, biological process: rRNA processing. Bases 45 to 803 code for a protein of 252 amino acids. NCBI's taxonomy places the organism in Eukaryota, Metazoa, Arthropoda, Insecta, Diptera, Culicidae. The record is from RefSeq and is a predicted model, not a curated record.
AUAACAUUGGAAGAUAAAAUACUUCGUGUCUAAAAAGUAAUAAAAUGUUUGUAAAACUUUACGCGUUUUGCCUUAAUCGAUUAUUUAGCAGUGUUGGAAAGUCAACUAGCGUCCAGAAGCAGAGCAGAGUGCUGCGAAAACUGUUGCGUGGAUCUAAUUUGCAAAAGGAGAAGUGGUAUGCAGAAAAAAAUCCUGCCGUUUCGAUAGGCCAUGCGAAAGCCGGUGGAAGAGAGUCGCACAGACGUUCAGCAGUCUUAAACACACUUUUCAUGGAACAGAUUACAAAUCUUCUAUCAACAGGAAAGCAUUCGGAAGAUCUACUUUGUUAUGGCAUUCAUAUUUCGCGAGUUAAAAUAUCCGUUGAUUUUCAUUGCAUUAAUGUGUUUUGGUUCUCGAGCUGUGAUGCAAAUGAUGAUGAAAUCGGAAUAUUACUAAAGCGUAUUUCUGGAUCACUUAGACAUGAGCUCGCUCAGUUGAAAUUAAUUGGACUAGUUCCAAGACUCACUUUUACAAAAGACAAAGCAUAUAGUUAUUUAAACGGUUUAGAUAGUGUACUUAAGCAAGCAGAUUAUGGAGAAUUCAUAAGACAUGAUCCUGUCUUAGUCCUAAAAAAUGAAACAGAAUUCUACACAGAAUUAUCACCAGAAGUGCGGAAGGAAAUAGUUCAGUUGGAGGAUGAAUCCUGGGAGACACUAGACACUCUUCCUGUCAUGCGAAAUGAUGUAUAUGGUAUAGAUCAUUUUACAAUUAUGCACGAUAUUAAAACAUCAUUGAAGAAGUUCCAACCGCGGGUUUAUGAUUAAUAAUUACAUAGCUAUUAUUAUCCAAGGUAAUCGGAUGUUGCCAACUAUUUUACCUGGCAAUAAGUAAGUACAAUAAA